AUGACUACUACUAAUACUGGUAUGUACAUUGCUAUGGCAAGACCCUUAUCUUUUCAUGAAGUUUCAAUUUCCGGUGUUGCUAGUAUCAGUAGGGACUUUAGACGGUCAUCAUGUUCAAAGCUUAAAAGCUCAUGCAACGUUUCUUCAACAUGGAUAUUAUCUCAGAAUGAAAAAUCCAGUUCUUUGAGAUUUGGAAAGAUGACCACCAAAGCCAUGUCAAAUUCUAGUGACCCAAAACCUCUUCCAGGGCUGCCAAUUGAUCUAAGAGGAAAGAAAGCAUUCAUUGCUGGUAUAGCUGAUGAUAAUGGAUACGGUUGGGCAAUAGCAAAAUCUCUAGCUGCUGCUGGUGCUUUGAUUCUUGUUGGCACAUGGGUCCCUGCAUUCAACAUAUUCGAGACUAGUCUUCGAAGGGGGAAGUUUGAUGAAUCACGUGUAUUGCCAGAUGGAUCUCUGAUGGAUAUUGCUAAAGUGUACCCCUUAGAUGCAAUCUAUGAUACACCUGAAGAUGUUCCUGAUGAUGUAAAAUCUAACAAGCGUUAUGCAGGCUCCUCAAAGUGGACCGUUAAGGAAGUAGCUGAUACUGUGAAAGAGGACGUUGGCAGCAUCGACAUUCUUGUGCAUUCAUUAGCCAAUGGACCCGAGGUUACCAAACGUCUCUUACAAACAUCAAGGUCUGGGUACCUGGCUGCCAUCUCAGCAUCAAGCUAUUCUUUUAUAUCUUUGCUGAAACACUUUCUCCCAAUAAUGAACCCAGGCAGUGCUUCAAUUUCUCUGACCUACAUGGCUUCUCAAAGGAUCAUGCCGAAAUACGGUGGAGGUAUGAGUUCAGCCAAGGCUGCUUUGGAGAGUGACACAAGAAUGUUGGCCUUUGAUGUUGGAAGAAAACAAGGAAUCCGAGUGAACACAAUUUCUGCAGGAACACUAAGAAGUCGUGCUGCCCAAGCGACUGGUAUCAUUGAUCAAAUGAUCAAUUAUUCAUUAGAGAAUGCACCGCUGCAAAAAGAACUAUUAGCAGAGGAGGUCGGAAAUGCUGCUGCUUUCCUGGCAUCACCGCUGGCUUCAGCCAUCACAGGGACAGUCUUGUAUGUUGAUAACGGACUAAAUGCAAUGGGCACCGGAGUUGAUAGCCCUGCUUUUAAAGAUGUUGACUUUUCAUUUGAAAUAAGUUAGUCACAAAGCACAAUCCAGUUCACCACUUCAAAAUAAAGGUGUAAGCUUAUUGUUUGAUUGGCUUCGUUGUCUUUCCCAUUUUUACAGUACAAUGUAUAUGUUGUACUUUCAACUUUAGCAUUUCCAGAUUUUGGUGAUCACGCACAAAAUAUGUGCAUGCACACAUUGACACAAGCAUCGUGUCCACAU
Molecule: messenger RNA, 1359 nt
Organism: Erigeron canadensis
Lineage: Eukaryota; Viridiplantae; Streptophyta; Magnoliopsida; Asterales; Asteraceae
Product: enoyl-[acyl-carrier-protein] reductase [NADH] 1, chloroplastic-like
Exons: 12
Coding region: 1-1170 (389 amino acids)
Biological process (GO): fatty acid biosynthetic process
Molecular function (GO): enoyl-[acyl-carrier-protein] reductase (NADH) activity
Source: RefSeq, a predicted model, not a curated record